Messenger RNA from Mytilus californianus (California mussel), 1812 nucleotides. RefSeq lists its product as uncharacterized. Bases 56 to 1753 code for a protein of 565 amino acids. Lineage: Eukaryota; Metazoa; Mollusca; Bivalvia; Mytilida; Mytilidae. The transcript has 2 exons. The record is from RefSeq and is a predicted model, not a curated record. Gene Ontology annotation, molecular function: protein binding; zinc ion binding.
AGAUGAUAGCUAAUCACGUGUUCACAUAACUUUCUUGUUAUGGUUGUACGAAUUUAUGAGUAACAUGGCGACUCUGUCCCCUGUGUGUGGUAUAUGUGACCUUCGACAUAUCUCUAAACCAUCAGUAGUUUGGUGUCCAGAAUGCGACGAGGGCCUAUGUGAGGAUUGUAAAGAACAUCAUACACUGUCUAAAUCAUCGCGAAAUCACAGCGUUAUAGCCGCGUCGGCCUACCAAAAGUUGCCAUUUGAUAUCUUAAAAACCACACUAAUAUGCAGUGAACAUAAUGAGCAAUACCAAAUGUACUGUAAAAAGCAUGCGUCUCCCUGUUGCAGAAGAUGCAUAUCUGAAAACCACAAUAGCUGCAUAGAAAUAUGUCCACUCGAGGAUGUCAUACACAAUGUAAAAACAUCAAGCGCAUUUCAGGAAAUCGAACAGACCUUAAAAGAAGUUGCUGAAAACUAUGAACGAAUCAUGCAGAAUAGAAAAGAAAAUUUGAAAUCCCUCAAAAAUCUUAAAGAUAAAAUUCAGAUUGAAAUACUGCAGGUUAGAUUGAAAAUAAACUCCCAUCUCGAUAUAAUACAAGACAAUCUAAUAAAAAAACUAAAUGAAACUGAGGAAAGAGAAUGUAAGAAGAUACGUAAUUUGCUGAAACCACUUGAAAAAAAGGAACAGGAAGUAAAAAAAAUCCAGUCUGAUAUUGCCAAUAUCAAACAGUAUGCUUCAGACUUUCAGUCAUUCCUUGCUAUGAAACAUAUCGAUAUAAUUGCUACCGAAAGUUUUAAAUCCAUACAAGAACUACUCUCCAGCGACAAUCUUGAAGAAACGUAUCUGUCUCUUAAUCUGGAUACAGGCUUAGAGAAGUUCUCGGUCAAUUUUCAAACAUUUGGAGACAUUUGUGCAGAUUAUAAGCCUACUGCCAUCAAUAUUGUUCAAAGAAAGAAUGUACAAGCACAACUUGUGUCUUCUAAGUUGUACACCGGAUCGAUUGAUAAUAUAAACUUGAACUUAAACCAAACUAUAAUGGUAAGUCGUGGCAAUACAGGUUGUAUCUAUCUUGCGGAUGGCAGAUAUGCAAUAGCUAGUUCGGAAAGUGGACUCAGUAUUGUCAACAAAGACGGUUCAACAGAGUUCCAAAUCAAAUUAAACGGCAAUCUUUUUGAUGCUACACAUUAUCCAUUAGACAAUACAAUCGCUGUAUCAAGUGGCUUUGAGAACCAAUGUCAUAUAAAUUUCGUCUGCCUGGAAAAACGGAAAGUCAUGAAAAAAUUGUCAUUGGAUUUUCCAGUAGGUGGGAUAGUGUACAGAGAUGGUUAUUUCAUAUUAUGUGCAGGGAACAAGGGAAUACAAAUGAUGAAUAUUCGUGAUAAAUCCGUGACAAAUUUAGUUUCUAGUAGCAUGAGUCGCAAUGCUUAUAUAACAUCUUUUGGUAACUACAUUUACUACACCGAUCUAGACAAAAGCUCUGUGACAUGUUGUGAUCUUCGGGGCAAACCAAGAUGGACCUUUAAAGAAGAGGGUGUCUUACCUGUACCAUUGGGUAUCACUGUAGACAAUGAAGGAAACGUGUAUGUUGUCGACAACAGGUUGAGUAAAGUUGUUGUUAUUUCUCCUGAUGGGCAGAAAUAUCGACAGUUAUUGUCUGAAGAUGAUGGUAUUACCUUACCAUGGUGUAUAACCUACGAAAGAACAACUGAUCGGUUGUUAGUUGUCAAUUGGAAGACCAAUGCUUACAUUUAUACAGUUACGAAAUAAACGUAUUAUUCAAAUACCAACACAUUUUACUUCCAUGUUUAAUAAAUCAUGUCUUGAUG